CUGGACCCUUCUCGCUGUGAGGCAACGGCGCUAACCACUGUGCCACCGUGCUGACUUUCUUUUAAUGAAACUAAAAAUGCCUUACAAUAUAUAAAGAUUAAUGUCUAAAGUAGGAACCAACAGACUUGAUGAGAGCUGACGUAAUACUGUGUUGGUUUGGAUCUGAAUAUGAGGAGCUGACAGCUGGUCUGUGGAUCCUUACUGUCCAUCCUCAAUGAGCUUUUACUGAAUAAGGUGGUGUACACUGGUGAACAAAAUGCCAAACAGCACAGAGAAUACAGAAAGGAAUUCCUGGAGCUGUUAUGAGUGAGCUAACAGUUAGUUCUCGAGCUAAUAGUAGCACUGUGAACAGCCACCAUCACCAAACUCUGUGUGUUAGAGCCCAUCUGAUGAAGACAGUGGAGCAUUUAGCAGCAAAAGAGCCAGGCAGUUCCCUCAGGAGGUGGUAGAGACUAAACACAGAGCUAAAAGUUGUUUUUGUUAUUGCAGGUUUAAUGUUAGGUCUCACUAGUGAAGUACUGGAAGUGGAAAUUAAAUGUUAUUGUGAUGCAGAUGAUGCUCUGUAGAGCAGAGCCUCCCUGCUGGCCUGGAUUCAAUAAUCAGUGACCUGUAAGAGAAACUAGGGACAAACAAACUAAGGUCAUCGACCACAGAGAUUUAGACUCUAUGAGUGGCAGCAGCCCCCAUCCUCCUCAUUCAUUCUCAUCAGACACCAUGUCUCGCUGUCUCCCCGUCUUGCUGCUGCUGGUCCUGGCCUGCCUGGCCUGGCUCGGGUCAGCUCUGCCUGUCGACAGCCUGGCUGAGCUGAAGAAGGUGCAGACCACCCUGGAGGAGCUGAAGGCCGAGAGACGAGCAAUGAACCAACGUCUAGAGACGGCUGAGAGUGAACUAAAGAGUGUGAGAGAAACGCCUAAAGUUGCGUUCGCUGCCUCACUGGGAGGAAACGGCCUGGUGAAGGCGGGCUUUGAAUCCAAAAACCUAAUCUACACGGAAGUCCUGACCAACGUGGGUGGGGCUUACAAUGCUGAAACAGGUGAGUUCACUGCACCUGUCCGUGGAGUCUACUACAUCCGCUUCACAGCCAACGCCCCCACCAACUUCCUCAUGAGUGCUGUGCUCUACAAAAACAAUGCAGUCCAGCUGAUUGUCCACGAGCAGCCGUCUGGCGAGGGCAGUGACACGGCAUCCAAUGGUGCUGCCCUGCUGCUGGAGCGGGGUGACAAGUUGAAGCUGAUGCUGUGGCCCAACACUCAGAUCUGGGACAACAACAACCACCACAGCACCUUCAGUGGCUUCCUGCUGUACCCCAUGAUGGAUGAAGCUCCAACAGAGGUUGGCGUCGAAGCAGAGCUGAAAAUUCUUCAGGCUUCACUAAAGCAGCUUCAGACUGAAAACGAGGGUGUCAAAGAGAGACUGGAAGCCACAGAGAGGGAGCUGAAGGCCAUCAAAGACGUACCAAAGGUGGCGUUUGCUGUCUCGCUCGGAGAUAAUGGUCUUCAGAAGACGACAACAGGAAGCAGAGUCCUCAUCUACAAGGUCGUCCUGACCAAUAUCGGAGAGGCGUACAACUCUGAGACAGGUGUGUUCACUGCACCUGUUCGUGGAGUCUACUACAUCCGCUUCACAGCCAACGCCCCCACCAACUUCCCCAUGAGUGCUGUGCUCUACAAAAACAAUGCAGUCCAGCUGAUCGUCCACGAGCAGCCGUCUGGCGAGGGCAGCGACACGGCAUCCAAUGGUGCUGCCCUGCUGCUGGAGCGGGGUGACACGCUCUCCAUACGGCUGUGGGACAACACUCAGAUCUGGGACAAUGACAACCACCACAGCACCUUCAGCGGCUUCCUGCUGUUCCCCAUGUGAGGAGUCCACAGAGACCUUCACAUCUAUAUUCCUGCCCUGAUAAAGUGUGACUGAAAGUCAUCUUUGGAAGCUUAGUCCAAAUAAAAAGGAAAACUCAGCUUGUUCAAGUUCCUUGAAUUAUUCAAACACAGCGUCUCUUUCGGUUUCAUUAAGAUAUCUGCAGUGUAACAACAACCUGGGGUGGAAAGUGACACAGCUGAUUGAGUUUCUCAUUUUAAAACAGAAAAAAUACUUAAUUUUUGUAGCUGAAGGUGGAGCUAUUGCAUCAGUAAUCAUACAAAAAUGUCAUAACAAUAUAACACUCACAGUGGCCGUUACUUUUGAUACAUGAAAGGAUAAGGUUGGUCAUUUUCUAUAUUGAUAGUGUUCAGCAAUCUCCAUACAGACUACCACUGAAAACUGAACUGCCUCUGCUCAUGGUUAAUGUCCAUCAGUCCUGGAUCAGCUUGUUCUUCUGUGCCGUAGACCUCCGUGGUUGUUCAGAAACAAUUAACACCGUGACACGUUUGUUCAUUACAAAUCCGCAGACCCAGCUAUGUUGUCCCAAAGGCUCUGAAUGGCCAUAAUCAUCUGCGACUGUGCAAGAUCUUUCGCAUCUUCUCUGCUUUGUUUACCUUCCAUCAGCUCGUCACGCUCAGGUCUGGCGUUUAUUAAACCAGUUCUACACUGUGAUUUAAAAUGUGUGUUACGAUACAAAAAAAAGAAGCCCAAUAUAAUCUACUGGGGGAAAAAAAAGGAUUUUAUGUCAGUUUACAAAACAUGUUUUCAUCACAAAAACCCAGCAGAAAAAUCCCCAGUGCCUCUGAAAGCUCCAGCGCACAGUGUCGCUCAGGCCAACUACACAGCUGCUCCAUGAUGAUCCAAGACCUCUCUGGCUCCAAAAACACCCCAGUCUGAUUCUGCUCAUUGGUUGGUUUCAGCUGUUAUUUA
This is a messenger RNA of Monopterus albus (swamp eel), 2790 nucleotides long. RefSeq lists its product as uncharacterized. Lineage: Eukaryota; Metazoa; Chordata; Actinopteri; Synbranchiformes; Synbranchidae. The coding region runs from base 667 to 1860 and encodes 397 amino acids. The record is from RefSeq and is a predicted model, not a curated record. Gene Ontology annotation, molecular function: protein binding. The transcript is spliced from 8 exons.